Rotaria sordida is the source of this 366-nucleotide messenger RNA. NCBI's taxonomy places the organism in Eukaryota, Metazoa, Rotifera, Eurotatoria, Philodinida, Philodinidae. The record is from the annotation of a GenBank genome assembly.
AUGUCAUCUAGCAACGGUGCUUCACAUUCAACUCAUCAAGAAGUCAAAUGUGGUAGUAUUACUGGUCUUAGAUCAGUUAAGGAAGAAGAUUUAGAAAUUUGGAAUAUGUAUAAACAACAUUUGGAAAAGAAAAUACAAGAUCAAUUUCAUGUAUCAACUAGUCAUAAACUCAAGCCAGUUCAAGUUGCUACACAAAUCGUAGCUGGACAAAAUUACUUUUUCAAAGUCGAAUUACCCGAAAAAAAAUAUGCAACAGCUCGUGUUUAUCAUGUUCCAUGGCAACAAGACACACAUGGUAAAGAAGAACAAGUGGCUGUACAUGCUAAACUACUUAAUAGUCCCAAUGAAAAUGUUGGUCAUUUUUAA